ACCUCCGCCCCCGCGCGCGGGUGCCCUCUGCUGGGUGCGGGUGUGCGGGGCCGGAGCGCCAUGGCCGAUGGCUGGAGCCGCGAGGAGCGGGAGCCGCUGCUGAGCCCGGCCGGGGACGGGCCGCUGGAGGAGGGGGAGGGCAGAUACAGAGACAUUGUGGAAACCCAGCAGCAUUAUAAGAGUAGAUGGCGGUCCAUUUGGGUGAUGUACAUAACCAUGUUUCUCAGUAGCAUAGGUUUUUCAAUUGUAAUUAUGUCAAUAUGGCCAUAUCUCCAAAAGAUUGAUCUGACAGCAGAUGCAAGUUUCUUGGGCUGGGUUAUUGCAUCAUACAGCAUUGGUCAGAUGGUAGCCUCUCCCCUGUUUGGUUUAUGGUCCAAUUACAGACCAAAAAGAGAACCUCUUGUUGUUUCAUCUGCUAUUUCAGUAGCUGCUAACUGCCUUUAUGCCUAUGUCCAUGUACCUGCUUCACACAACAAAUUCUACAUGCUAGUUGCUCGUGCCCUCGUGGGGUUUGGAGCAGGUAACGUAGCAGUAGUUCGAUCAUACAUUGCCAGUGCUACUUCUCUUACAGAAAGAACUAGUGCUAUGGCCAACACUAGUGCUUGCCAAGCUUUAGGCUUCAUUCUAGGACCAGUUUUUCAGACCUGCUUUACUCUUAUGGGAGAAAAAGGAGUGACGUGGAAAACUAUUCAUCUGCAGCUGAACAUGUAUACAGCACCAGUUCUGUUGGGAGCUCUCCUUGGGGUUAUUAAUAUUAUUUUAAUAUUUGCCGUAUUCAGAGAACAUCAAGUGGAUGACAUGGGAAGGCAAUGUAAAAGCAUCAAUUUUGAAGUGGAAGAAAGUGAAGAUGCGAGUCAGGACAUCCAAGGAAACAUUGACCAUGUUGCUGUAGUAGCAAUCAACUUUAUUUUUUUCGUCAUCUUGUUUGGCUUUGCCAUUUUUGAAACAAUAGCUACUCCAUUGACAAUGGAUAUGUAUUCCUGGCCCAGGAAAGAAGCUGUUUUUUAUAAUGGAAUAAUCCUUGGUGGAGUUGGCAUUGAAUCAAUCAUUGUCUUCAUGGUGGUUAAAAUAAUUUCUAAAAAGACUGGUGAGCGUGCGCUACUCCAUGGAGGCCUAAUAGUUGUCUUGGUUGGAUUCUUUAUUUUAUUACCUUGGGGGAAAAAAUUACCAAAUAUCCAAUGGCAAGAUAUAAAGAACAAUUCCAUUCCAAGAGCAACCUUCAGUGAAAUUUUUACACCUUUAUGGAAUAUGCAAACAACACAGCUAUCAUUCAAUCACACAGAAGAGCCAACGGGAUGUCCUGUUGUGCAGUCCUGGUGCCUGUACACACCUGUGAUCCAUCUCUCACAGUAUAUAGCUUCUGAUAUACUGAUAGGAUUGGGCUACCCAGCCUGUCACGUUAUGUCCUAUACUUUAUACUCAAAAAUUCUUGGACCAAAACCUCAGGGUGUCUAUAUGGGCUGGCUAACUGCUUCUGGAAGUGGGGCACGCAUACUUGGGCCAGUGUUUGUGAGCCAGAUAUACACUUACUUCGGACCACGUUGGGCAUUCAGCUUGAUUUGUGGAAUAGUUGUUCUCUCUCUCUUUCUUUUGGAAGUAGUAUACAAAAGACUUAUUGCAUUUUCAGUCAGAUAUGGGAGAAUGCAAGAGUAGAAUUUUAGCUACAUGUAAGGGAAAACCACAAAAAUAUUUAUUUUUAACAAGCGGUGCCUAAACCCAGAGCCUUGUUGGCAGCAUACUAGAAACUAUAUAGACCUGUAUUUCCAGUCAAGUGAUGAGAUUAAUGAAGAAUGCAUAUUCUAACAUGCACUGUUCCUUGAUUUAAUGGAAGUUACACAUGCUGCCUCGGAGGAAGGAUAGGGACAGGAUCUAUCAAGAGUAAUGCAUGUUAGAGUAAUAGAGGCUGGAAAGGUGUUACACCCAUCUACAAAAGAACUAUGAAGGCUGUGCUUCAGGUACACCCUAUUUAAAAAGAAAUAAAUGUUGCCUUGAUUCUAUGAAUCAGGAUCAUUCAACAUCUAUUUUGCAACUACAAAGUUGAUUGAGCUCUGUGCACUCUUUAAGAAACCAUCUACCUCUUAAGUGAAUAUUUUAAUUGUAUCAGCAGGCUAAUCACAGCUAACGAGCAAAAAUUUUCUAAAAUACUCAUCACUUGUGCAAUAGAUCAUUUAAAACUUGAAAAAUCGAGCUUAUCUGAGACUUCAAAAGGAAUAUAUUCACUAAAGUUAGAAUUUGGAAAGGAGUUUAGAGGACAAACUCUCUGCAUUUUUAUGGGAUUUGGUGUUUAACUUGUGUUAAUUCCUCAGUGGAAGAAAAUACCAGCCUAGAAUGAGUGCUGCUUGAAAACUAAGUAUGCAUCCAUCCAUGAAUGAUAUGCUAGCUGAUUUUUACACGAGCAACAGCAGUUGAAGUAGCAGGACCAUUAACCACCAGUCCCAAAUACCAUCUUUACCUAAUAGAACAGGAAAAUGACAAAGCAUUCCUUUUACUAGUAUUCUGAUUUCUUUGUUAUGAAGAAACAAAGUCCCCUUGUAUAGAAGUAGGCAUACUACCACUGAACCAUUAGUGCUAAAAUUUCCUCAUUCAUUCUGUAGAAUUAGAGUGCAAGGCACCUAAUGUAUUAACUCCACAUCAUGUAUUAACUCCAAGCAUGUACAUGUAACUAUAAAUAAUAUUAAGAAUCGGGGGAAAAAACAGAUUGGAUUCACUAACAAUUUUUUUAUAAGGUAUGUAUAAUGUUUGUAUUGCAAAAACAAGAGAGAACAUCCCUUUUCUGUUCAUAUUUUUGAAGCAACUGUAACCUAAAACCUGUAAUUGCUCUUUAGCAUGUCUUUUAAGAAUUGAUCAUAUUUUUAAUAGCACUAACCUCUAUAUAUUAUGCAACCUGUAAUUUAAGUAUCUGUCGUUAAGUUCUCAUAUUUAAAUGACAAGUGCAGUAAAAAGUUAAUUUUCAAA
Molecule: messenger RNA, 2955 nt
Organism: Gavialis gangeticus (Gharial)
Lineage: Eukaryota; Metazoa; Chordata; Crocodylia; Gavialidae
Gene: MFSD8
Product: major facilitator superfamily domain containing 8
Exons: 12
Coding region: 61-1653 (530 amino acids)
Biological process (GO): transmembrane transport
Cellular component (GO): lysosomal membrane
Molecular function (GO): transmembrane transporter activity
Source: RefSeq, a predicted model, not a curated record